ACCUCUCCCUGCCACAACUCAACCUCCCAUCGCUCAGGCCCACCCACCAAAUAUACCUAUCUUCCGAUCCGAUCGCAAUGACCGACGAGAACAAGAAACUAUACUUCAGCGGGAAUACCAACAGCUUUAACGUGAGCAAUAGCUACAAUGACGGGGGUACAUACCGGAGAGAUGGCAAAUCUGCGGGGUCGAUGUACAUGCCCCCGAGCUUCCCAUUUCUAGCGAGCGGCUUCGAUCCCGCCAAAUUUAUGAGCCAACUUGGGGAUAUCGGCGCCAUGAAUAGUGGUAAUAACGGCCAGCGGAUUCCGAUGAUGACGCAGAAUAUCAUCAAUGGAGUUUUGGCACCUGGCGGCCCUAUCAGCCCCGUGGUUCCGGAGUGGAAAAUGAAUGUGGGAAUCGGACACGGAACCUUCGGGGCGGUGUUUUUAGAACAGGUGGAGGUGAACCGCCAUGGAACUAGCGAACACGAAUUAUGGGCCGUUAAGAGAAUCCCGAAAGGUGUUCAUAGUUUUCCUGCCGAGCGAUAUAUGGAGGAAAUUGCACUUUUGGGGGCGUUAAAGCAGGUAUGUGAACGGGUCCCAUAAGGCGGGUAGAAGAUAUCUUUAGGAUGGAAUUUUUAACAUCCCGCAGAAUGAACUAUUCGUCAAGUUUAUCAAACAUACCGAGGACAGCCAUCAUGUCUACAUUGCGAUGGAGUAUCUACCGCUAGGUGAUAUGUCAAAAACCUUCGCGGAUCAGUACAAAUGGGGCGAAGAUGAUGUGCACGUCGUAAUGGAGCAGAUACUGAUGGGGGUGGCGGUAAUGCACAAAGAGGGAAUCGCCCAUCGCGAUCUUAAGCCAGAGGUCUGUUAUUCCCCAAGGCAGCGGUCACGCCCUCACUUCACCCAGCCAGCAACGUUAAUAUACUAACUAAUACAACCAGAACGUAUUUCUUUGGCUGCCAGACCCAGACCAGCCGGUCCUCCGUGUAAAAAUCGGCGACUUCGGCACCUCGAAACGGGUCCCUGUGAACAACAACUCGACAUUCCUCAACACGACCACAGGCACGUGCUCGUACAUGGCUCCGGAGGUCGACGGGGACGAAAACCAAACGGUCUACACGCGAAAAGUCGACGUGUGGUCAACGGGUUGUAUUCUGUACAGAGCCGUCACCGGAAGCGUCCCUUUCAAGAGCAGACAAGAUGUCUGGCGGUACUCCAUCGGGAACAAAUUCCCACCGGCUGGCGCUGAAAGCAUAGGGCUUAGUCAAGAUGCAAUUGGCUUCUUGGCCGCAGCCUUACAACCGGACCCGAAGAGCCGACCGAUGGCUGAGGAAUGCUUGAAGCUGCCCUGGAUUACCAACAAGCAGUCGUCGCCCCAUUUCCGCAUCAGAGCUGACCUUCACAAAAGGCUCCGGACAAGACAAAUUGCUGAUCUGGCGAAACUGAAUGCCAAAAUUAAGGGGGAAACUUCUGACUGAGCGCGGUGUGAGGUGUCAACCUUAUGCCUUUGUUUUCCUUUUCUUUUUUUUGUAUUUGCGCUGAGACGAUACCUCCCCAUAUGAUACUCCCUAGUGUUUCUUGUGCGUGUUAUAGGGGCCAGUUAGUGCUAGGUUUUUUUUUUCGCUAUUCCUCUCUUUUCUCCUUCGCUCUUUUUUUCGGAAAAAUUUCUACACUUUUCUAUAAUACUAUUCUUCAGUCGCUACAAACUCAUGUUCUUGUACACCUGGGAACUUCGAAUCCCGCAUAUCAGAACGGCAGACACGAGCACUGAGCCGUUUUAAUUUUUACCGUGCAGAAUACCCCUCAGUUCACCUCCGCCAGUGGAGGAGCCCGGGGGAGGGGGUAGUGCACGUAGGAAAACAUCACCAAAACCAGCGGUUUCCCAUCCAUAAUCACUCAACGAGCCUAAGCCCCAUCCCGCAGGAAGGGAAUGGAUUAAUGUCAACUCGUGCUAGAUAUCGCGAACGAGUUCUUGGGUAUGAUAUCCCUCCAUCAGUGCAGCAUGACAUCAAAAGGUAUGGAUUCAGGGUACCUACUAGGACAACAAUUUUGUAUGGGAAAGAAACCGGUAUGUUGGCACCUUGCAAAAGACCUUCCGUACUCCACUUCGAGCAUCGAUCAUUCUAUCAUAGAUGGCCCCUAUGGGGUGUAAUAUAGGAAAUUCGGAAAACCUAUACGGUAUACCCUAGGCUACUUCAGAAUAGGGGAACUACCGAUAUCGUAUGAUCGCUCAACAGCAGAGCCUCCAUUACGUUCCGUGCUUGGCCGGAUGCAUUGAGCUCAGCCCGCGGCCGCCGCCAAGUUGUGGGGCUAGGGGGUGGUGACACAACCUAGUUGGUGACGCCAGAGCCUCAUUCCGUCUCACUUCUUCGAGAAGCGCAAAACUGAAGAUGUCGGGGUGGAGCCAAGCCUGACUCUCCUUGCAAGGUUGGGGUGCCGCUCCGACAGUGGGAUUCUAUCGUAUUAAUUUGGAAGAGAGUUCUUUUUGUCUCAGGACGCCUUAUUCCCUUUCAAGGAACGAGCCGUUUUAUUUUGCUGGUAUUUUCCCGCAUCCUACUCGAGUAGUCAAAACUGGAAACCCAGACGUCCCGAGACACACUGAUCUUAACCAAGUUAAAAUGGGUUACCGCCAGCCAGGGCGGAGUCUUUUUUCUUUCAUAUAAAACAAAAAACCAGGCUCAUGGUCCAAACGGGAGUCGGUUGGUUGGGCCUCUCCUUUGUUUUUCGCUUCUUUCUUUUGCUGGGCAAGGCUACCAUGUGUCCAGGUGCUCUGAGAAGUCUCACGCUGUACCAUGUAAGUAAACCGCGAAUAUUUCGCGCACAAGCGCUUGGCCCUCGUCCGGAGAUAGCGAAUCACAAGAACUCUUGUGGUGUCAUAGUGCAAAAACAAACGACUCAAUAAUUGGAGAAAAACAUAGUGGGGACUCUAAUGCCGAAUUUUCACAAGAGUUGGGAACCCCACGGAGGGAUGGACAAGUUUUCCGAGUGAGUGUUCGUGAUUUCAGCCAGCCUCGUACUCGUACACGAGUGACCAAUAAGCUUGAUGGAUGAGAAAUGCAAUGAAUUAACUUGUAUCUGGCUCCGUAUCUGAACGCAGAGCCCAGAGCCUUCUUCUAAGUUCCAGAACCAAACCUUUCUUCCGGAGUCCAUCUUAAAGAGAUAGGGAGUUUGCUCGAUCGCCCUAGAAGUUGCCAGCCAGAUCGCGAACUUGGAUUGACUGCUGUGGCAUCAUCGUCUUGUAAGCCCGGUUUCCGGGUGUUCAAAUCUUAGCUGAAAUAGAGAUCCUUUGAGGGUGGCCUUGGGAGGGUGGGGCAACAGGGCCCUUGUUUCUUGCUUGGAGUUACUUGGUUUCUUGGCACCUUGCCCUGCAGAUCCAAUCCACCACCAAUCCCGCUUGCUUCAGGGACGACAAAAAAAAGGUCUUUUAUCCGGCAUGAUCCAAGCAGUGCUACCGACACCUAGUUCUGUACCCACACCGAGAAGGUGGAGGUACUUGUAGCUUGAGCCACACCGAUUUUCUUAAAACCACAGGUUACGGAUAACGAAUAAUUAAGCAUAGGGGCGAGUAAUCCUGGCCUAGGGCUAUCAAGACUCAGGGGCGUCAGGCGGUGGGAAGCGAUGCACGUGAAUGGCUUCUUUACCAAUCCAUCUGCAAAUAUUCACCCCUCUACCACAAGCGUUUCCGGGGGUCAGAAUGAUUGAAGAACACUAGACGCCCAUCCAAAUAUAUCCCUACCAACGGUGUCAAAUGAUUAAAUAAGGAGAAAUCUUACCAGUGCCCACAUUUAAUGGGACCCUAAUUGAGUAGUGCAUUUACUAACCGCCCCUCAGUUGGGCAGUUGAAAUAUAGAUCUUUCUAGGUUGGUGGAAGCAGUUCCUUCUAGGCUUUCCCACAAAGAAGAAGAACCCACCACUAUACCAUACUCCAUCCAAGGUUUCCUCAAUAAUAUUCCAUCCAGUGAAAUCCGAAAUACUAUCCUAUUUUUCCUUGCCCUUAAGUACUACCCCCUUCCCAUAACCGCUCCGGAGCAUCCUGGCUACAGCACACACCCCGCCGCAAAAUCGAAUCCCCAUCCUCAAAAUGUCGAAAGCUACAAGAUUCACAGGAGUAUUCCCCCCUCCGCUCAUUAUUGUUGUCCUUGAUACUAAAUUACCAAUAACCUAGAUCCACGCAAUAAUCCUCAUACUAGCGUUGAUCGCUGUUUCAAUGAUCGCUAUAACAUUUCUAAUACAUAGGCGCCGAGAAACGAAGCGGCGGAAACGGGGGUCGAGAAAGGGUCAAUCUGGCGAUUUGGAGGGUAGUGGUGGUGCGAGUGGGGGUGUUGCGGGAGGUGGUGAUAUAGCCGAGGGGAGCGAAGGGGACGACAAACAGUCGGAACCUGGAACGUGAUUUGUUGGGUGGUGCGAUGAAUAGUUUCACGAACGGGACGGACAACCGUUAGAUAGAAUUUGGCGUGGGGCUGAUUUGAGACCAAGGAAUCGCUUGGUUGUUGGGGGUUUUGAACACCAAAGGUGUCAGGAGGUAUGGUUGGUUUGAAGGGUAAUGAUCGAUCUUGUUUUUUAGAUGCUUUGUUAGCUUGAAUGAUGGGGUACCAUAUUCCACCGUGAUCAUGUGUGCGUCCUUCUCCUAGGGGAUUGCCCCCGGAGGAUAUAUCGAGAUUAAUCCUGAGAAAGCGGUAUUGGGCCGGAGGGGCGAUACAUCGAGCGGCUAUACUCAAGUAGAAGUUUUUUUUCGUUAGUUCCGUGGUAUUUUUCUUAUUGUUUCUGGGCACUAUACAGGUGGGGUAAAUGGCUGGCUACUUCCCUAGGGCAUAGUAUGUUGCUGGCAUCUCAUACUAUCAUAAUACAGCAAAAACAGCCGAAAUCGAGGAGAAAAGGGCACUAGUUAAAUUUUAUACUCCCCAUGCGGACCCCCUCGUGAAUUUUUAUAUGAGUAUAUCUAGAAGAGGCUAAGGAUCUAAAAACUUAAAAGCCUAGGUAGCAUUCUAUCAAUUGAGCUGCUUAUCUACUAGGUCAUUCUGUACAUCGGCGGUCAAAGUUUCAGCAUAAACACCAAAAGUUUAUGAGUGACUAUAGGAAAGGUCCUCGAUUGGGGAACAGUUGACAUAAGGCGUUCGUGCACAGCCUGAAUCCGGAGGAGAAUUCCCAAGACUCAAAUAUGUUGCAGGUAAUGAGCAAAACCUCUUAUCCCAAGGAUUCGUUAACACUUGGGUAGCGCGUCAUAGUAGGUCUAAAGCGGCGAUAAACCACGCGACACCCGCUUCCUCGUCACUCACGCUAACCCUUAUCGUACACUACUCGUUCAUCUUAGCCUGAGGGCCUGUUUGGCAAGAAAAAUGGGAUUUUCAUAAUAUUGCAAUAGAAAUAUUUAACAUUGGACUCUUUUGGUUAUAGCUCAACUUGAAAGCCCCCUUCAAGAAUUCUGUUUUCACCACAACGGUCAGAAAGGCAGAUGCUAUCUAGAUAUGGGGGGGUUUUUUUUGAUGCUCGUUGGUUAAAAGGAUUUGAGUUUUAUGACGUCAAAGAUUGAGAGUUUAAGAAAAGUGUUAGGGGCUGUUUGGCAACUCGUAGUUUGAAAUUAUCGUAGUUACAAACCAUGGUCCUGCAACCGUAGUUUGUUUGCAGUUACAAACUGUGGUUUGAAACUGUGGUUUACCAAACAGUACCUGUAGUUUGGGAAUUAUCAAUUUAAAAACUUGGUUUACUAGUGUAGUUGAAAUAAUAUGGAGUGAAAUAAAAUAUUAACUUAAAGAAAAUGUAAAAAGCUCAUAUAUCUAUCCAUUUACCAAUUAUUCAAAAAUUUUGUUAGAUUAUUUAUAAUUUUAUAAAAUUAAAAUUAAUUUACCAAUCAACUGUACAUUAAAAUAAAAUUAAAAAAAAAUAACAUUGCUGAAAGUUUCAACCAUGGUUUGGAAAAUUUACAAACUGUGAUUUGUAAAGUCAUGUUUACCAAACAGCCCAAAGUUACCAACCAUGGUUUGAGCCCCCAAACUGUAGUUUGAAAGCCCAACUAUGCUUUGCCAAACAGCCCCUAAUUUUUUCGUAUGGUGGCGUGCCAAAGUAGCCCUGAAACUUGAUUCUGCACUCGCCAUAGUACUCGUGAGGCCCUCCCAUGGCGAGAGGGGGGUUCCCGUGAUAUACCUUUUAACAUCAAUACCUCCAAGUGUCCUCUUGAACAAAAACAUAGCGGCAGACCAAGCAAUUUCACCUUAUUUACUUUUCGCCCUUUUA
Molecule: messenger RNA, 6212 nt
Organism: Tuber aestivum (summer truffle)
Lineage: Eukaryota; Fungi; Ascomycota; Pezizomycetes; Pezizales; Tuberaceae
Source: the annotation of a GenBank genome assembly